This is a messenger RNA of Punica granatum (pomegranate), 1224 nucleotides long. The record is from RefSeq and is a predicted model, not a curated record. NCBI's taxonomy places the organism in Eukaryota, Viridiplantae, Streptophyta, Magnoliopsida, Myrtales, Lythraceae.
CUCUGCAUAAUGUUGGAAUUAUGGCUCAGUACGACAUCAUUGGGGUUCACGGAGCUGCCAUACUUGCAGGUUCCCUUCGCCUACGCCCCCCAGGUCGGAGUCGGUGUGGCUCUGCUUGUCGUCGGUACCUCUGUCGCUUGCUUCUUCUACCUCAUAAGAAAGCGUAAAGGAUGCUUGGACCCCAAGAAAUUCAAGGAAUUCAAGCUCAUCAAGAAAACUCAGCUUAGCAGCAACACCGCAAAAUUUCGAUUUGCUCUUCCAACCCCCACUUCAGUGCUGGGACUUCCUGUGGGGGAACAUGUAGUCUGCAGGGGAAAGGAUGAACAAGGUAAGGAGAUUAUCAGACCAUAUACUCCGAUCACCUUGGAUUCUGACCUGGGUUACUUUGAGUUAGUCGUCAAGAUGUAUCCGAAAGGAAGGAUGUCCCACCAUUUCAGACACAUGCGCAUAGGUGAUUACCUCCCCAUUCGUGGACCUGUGGGAAGGUUCAGGUACUCACCAGGCCAAGCUCGUGCAUUUGGUAUGCUCGCUGGAGGCUCUGGGAUAACCCCGAUGUUUCAGCUUAUUCGAGCCAUAUUAGAGAACCCAAAAGACAAGACGAACAUCCAUCUUAUUUACGCAAAUACUACAUAUGAGGACAUUCUCUUGAAGGAAGAAAUGGAUGACUUUGCAAUGAAGUUCCCUGAUAGCUUCAAAGUCUAUUAUGUCCUGAGUAAGCCUCCUGAGGGUUGGAAUGGAGGUGUCGGCCAUAUAAUGAAGGAAAUGAUCCAAAGCCAUUGUCCGCCUCCGGCUUUUGACAUUCAGAUACUAAGGUGUGGACCACCGGUCAUGAACAAGGCAAUGGCCGUUCACCUCAAUGCACUUGGAUACACAUCACAAAUGCAAUUCGAGUUCUGAUUGCAAAACUGCAGGAAGCUUGUACAGCAACAUUCACACUGGCAGCUAUCUUAGUGUUUGAUUCAUUUACUUAUGCAGACGGAAUUCUGUAAGAGGAUUAAAUUGAGGACACAUUUCCAGAAAUCUCCGAGCAUUAUACACGUGAUUCUUGGACAACAAAAGAAUUAAUAUAUGUAGAGCAUGUAUGUACCCCAUCCUGGAUCAUGUAAUUUCUAGUGGCCUGUUAAUUAUAUCCUGAAAAGAAAAUAUACGCUUAGCUUAGACUCACUAAGCCUUGAUUUGUACAGUUCAAUUUUUCAAUGAUUUACGUCAAACUCGUGAUGGUGA